This is a messenger RNA of Spirodela intermedia, 1889 nucleotides long. The record is from the annotation of a GenBank genome assembly. Lineage: Eukaryota; Viridiplantae; Streptophyta; Magnoliopsida; Alismatales; Araceae.
AUGGGUUUGCGUGGAUCAAAGCAUGCUGGUGAUGAAGAUGACAUCUCAUUUAACAUGGAGCUUGCUGGUGGCCACUCAAAUUGGGUGAACCUAGAGGAAAAAGUAAUCCACCCCUGACUGCUAUUUUUUUUAUUCUGGCAGAACUCAAUAGUAACACAUUAUUUACAUAAUUCAAAUUGAAUAUAAAACUCUCAAGUAAUUACAUGUUCUACUGAUUUCAUGUUAUAUUAAUUGUCGCUACUAAUUCAAUAAAGAGCAUUUAUUAGAUGCAGUGUGGGUGACUGCAUGAGAUAGGAACCAUAUUGAGUAAUUUAUUUGGUUCUUGAUUGGCUAUAAAAAGAUGGUGUUCACAUUACUCAAAACCCUCUUUUUUUCUGUUACAAUUUUUAGCAAUAUAAAAAGAUGGGUAGUACAUAGUAUUGUUAUUUUGUUUGCUCAAUUAACAUUAAAAUACGUUGAAAUUUUAAAAAAAGUUGUCACAUUUGGUAUGUGUGGUUUUUUCUUUUUGCAAAGUAGGUACUAUUGAUAUCAAUCAUAUUUCAUAAGAAAUGUAGAAGGCAUUGUUUUUACAUAAAUUAUUUACAAUGUAUUCGUUAUAAAUCUCCCUUUUCUCAGCUCUAGUUCGCUGCAAGCUUUCCUUGUGCAGUUACAAAGCUCAUUAUACUAGCUUUGCUGAUUUUGAGAGAUAAUAUCUAUUAAAGGCAAUAUUUCUUGCCUAUUCAACUUUCUUCAAUACUUUGAUGCCCAAAAGAAGUAAGGCAUACAUGUACGAACUAGAUCCUCCAACCUAUCUUCAAUGGAGUUAGAUGGUUGUAAAGAUAAAGGGUUAAUGAUAAUUUUGUCUUGGCUCAUGGAAAAUAAAGUGACGAUGGUGAUGAUCAAAGUUAUGGGAUUAUGCAGAUUCAAUUCCCCAAGCAUCAUUAGAUGGUGCCUUUAUCUUCAUUAAUGGAAAAUUGAAGGACCAUAGUGCUUAUUCAAGUUUUUAAGAAUAUGUGGAUCUCCAAUCCACAAUAAUCUUUCCAACACUAAGAAAACGAACUAAAAUUAGAUUACGAUGUAUUAUACAUUCAUGUAGGCAUUUUAUGUGAGUGAUUAUUUUUGAAAGAUUAAUGUUAUGAUUAUCAAUCAUGCACAGGUGGGUUAUACAUUAUUAUUUCCUAAUUUGAACAUUAAGAGAUUUUUUGUUUUUUAAAAUGAUAUUGGACAUAAAAUGUGAUAUUACUUAAUGAUUUAUUGAUCCAUUGAUAUAUGUAUAAUUUCUAAUAGAAAUAAUAAUCCCCUCAAAUGAUGUUGAGAAUAUCUCUAGGUGUGAGUGACAGGUCAGUGAAAACACCAUAGGGACUGCUAGAGGAUGUAAUCAUUAAUGUAAAGGGUUGUUGUUUUCCUAUAGAUUUUUUGAUUUUAGAUAUGCUGAUUAGAGAUGAUUUAUGCCACGCACCAAUUAUACUAGGUAGGCCUUUCCUAGCCACAACUAAUGCAAAUAUAGAUUGUGAGAAUAAAAUUAUCAAUAUUAAACCUGAAGAUAAACAUAUUGGACUUAAUGUAUUUCAGAGUACAAAAUUCCUGAUGGGGGAAAGGGAUGAAUUUGAGGAAGUUGAUAGCAUAGAGACAUGUGUAGAAGAGAUAAAUUGGGUGCAGCAGAAGGAAGAACAUAUAGUGGGGCUUGAAGUAGCCUACACAUACAUCAGUCAUAGCUCCAAAUAGAUUUGAUGUAGCCAUCAUUAGAACACCCUCCUAAAUUAGAGUUAAAACCUUUACCUAAUUCGAUGAAAUAUGCAUUUCUUGGGCCAAACCAAACAUUACUUGUUAUUAUUUCAGCAGGUCUGAUUACAAAGCAAGAAGGUAAGAUUAUGGAGGUUUUAAAAAAACACAAAGGAGCAAUUGGCUAG